Magallana angulata is the source of this 1469-nucleotide messenger RNA. Its product is annotated as sarcoplasmic calcium-binding proteins I, III, and IV-like. The record is from RefSeq and is a predicted model, not a curated record. Bases 206 to 781 code for a protein of 191 amino acids. NCBI's taxonomy places the organism in Eukaryota, Metazoa, Mollusca, Bivalvia, Ostreida, Ostreidae. The transcript has 7 exons.
CUGCUGUAAUCAUCGCGCGCGGUUCUCCGGACACUGUCGUCUGCUGAUACUCUGGAAACCAUUUGGCGCCGUUUUAGUUAGCGGAAAAUCGAUCGCUUGUAGUACAGACCGGGAUAUUUACAGCGGGCGGGAUUCCAUACACAUCCAACUCUCGUUGUAAGCCUUGGUGAAUUAUCGUGCUUUAAAAGAUAUCAUUCGCUCAAUUAUGGCAGAAAAUCAACUGUCCGAUUUCCAAACAAAAAAAGUUCUUCGAGUCUUCAAUAUUCUUUAUGAUAGAAAUGAUGACGGUGUCAUUGCUAAAGACGACUUCCUCAUAGCCAUAGACAAGUUCGUCAGUGUCCUUGGCUGGCCCAAGGACGGGGACCAGUAUAACAAGGGCAAGGACACGCUGUUACUGAUCUGGGACGACCUGAAGAAGUACGCAGACGAAAACCAGGAUGACAAAGUCUCCAAGGACGAGUGGGUCCAGAUGUGGAGUGACUGUCUGCAGUCGGUAAAACACGGCAAACCUUUCCCGGAGUGGCAGCAGAGGUUCAUGCAGUUCAUGUUCGAAGUCAAUGACAAAUCAGGUGAUAACGAGAUUGACAUAGACGAGUACACCACGGUCUGGAACAAGUCGUACGGGAUCCCAGUCGAGGAGUGCAGGGAGGCCUUCCAUAAAAUCUCUGACGGUAAAAACAUUACGAGAGAAGUGUUUGAAAUGCUAUGGAUAGAAUAUUUUGUUUCUAACGAGAGAGCCGCCCGGGGAAACUACUUGUUCGGAAUUCCGGAUUUUAUCUGAAAAUUGUUGAAUUUAGAUCAAGAGUUUCUCCCCUUUGGUUACCGAGAGAGAUCUGACAAAGUUUCUCCUUGAGUUAUCGUUCUAUACAAAGCGAAAGCCGCAUCUUUAUGUAUUAAUUUUAAGCUUAUUGACAUAUCUUCAUUAGUUUUGAUAAUUCUGAAUUGGUUGUGAACUAAAAUGAAAAAAAAUAUAUAUAUUAUGCAGCUACAAAUUGAACAAGCUUUAGUCUCAAUGUGCAUUUUGAAAUAGUCUGCAUUACAUAUUUUAUAAUGUAUAUGUAGAUUACACCGCCUGUAAAAAAGUAUAAAUAUAGCAAUUUAAUAAUAAUGAAAAUGAUUUAUAAACGGUUUUAUGUUUUUAUUUUAAUGUAAAAUUAACUAUUAAUAUUUUUGCUAUUAAGCUAAGUAGAUAUUUGCAUAAUUUUGGACUGAAUAUUUAAUGCAAUGUGAGUCUGUACUGGCUGUUUAAAGAAUUGUGGAUGGGUAUUUAAAUGAUUUAGCUUAAAAAAAAAAGAAGGGGCGUCAACUCUUGGACAGGACCGUGAAGUCCGAGUUUGUCAUUUUAUGUGUUAUCAAUUCGUUGUAAGAGAAUAUUUCGGUGUAUUUAGGUCUUUUUACUUUUAUACGUUUGGUAAAUUUGUGACGGUAUGUUGUAGAAAUCUAAUUAGAAUAAAUUUUGAAAUAUAGAA